AUGCUUGUGGACAAGCCUGCAUGGGUGGAGCAUGGAGGUUCUCCAAUCUUCUCAAUUGACGUUCAUCCGUCAGGGAAGCGUUUCGUGACAGCUGGUUCCGACCACAAGACAAAAUUGUGGAACUUGCUGCCUGUGCUGGAGGAGAAGAACAAGCAGUGUCCACGCUUGCUGGCCACCCUGACAGACCACUAUGGGCCCGUGAAUGUGGCAAGAUUUUCGAGGAACGGACGCUUCUUGGCCACAGGAUCCGAUGACAAGCUCACCUGCCUGUACGAGUUGCGCCCUGGAGCUGGGCACUCCAGCUUUGGCAGCAGUGAUGGGCCGAAUGUGGAGAACUGGAAGCACUUCAUCACGCUGCGCGGCCACAGCAAUAACGUCACAGACUUGGCCUGGUCGAACGAUGACACGUACUUGGCCACCUGCAGCCUGGACAACAGCAUCAUCAUUUGGAACCCCUUGAACGGCCAACAGGUCACCACGCUGCAUGGGCACGAGAGCUAUGUGAAGGGGGUGGCCUGGGACCCCAUCGGCAAGUACCUGGCCAGCCAGUCAGACGACAAAACGAUGCGGCUGUGGCGGGUGGAGGACUGGGCGGCGGUGGCGACAGUGUCAGAGCCCUUCCGCAAGGGGUGGGUGAGCAACACCUUCUCGCUGCGCCUGGGCUGGUCGCCGGAUGGGCAGCACCUCACAGCAGUCAACUCGUACCAGUCGCCCUGCCACACCGUGGCGCUGCUGGACAGGCGCACCUGGAAGUACGACUUCUCCAUGGUCGGCCACAAUGGAGCCAUUGUCAAGGCGUCCUACAACCCCAGGAUCUUCCGCUCUCUCGAGGGUGGCACUGAGGGCACCUGCGUGGCGCUGGGCAGCCAGGACACAAAGCUGAGCAUCUGGCUGUCCAGUGCGAAGCGCCCAACUUUUGUCGCUCAGAAGCUGUUUUUGCAGAGCGUGGUGGACCUGUCGUGGACACCUGACGGGUAUUGCCUGCUGGCUUGCUCCAGUGACGGCACCGUGGCGGCGCUUCAAUUCGAGGCCAAGGAAUUGGGAGCGCCUCUCAAGCAGGCGGAGGUGGAUGGGAUGCUGAAGACGCUGUACGGCUCUUCCGAAUCAAAGGCGACACUCUUUGCAGAGAGCGCAGCCCAACUGCAACUGGAAGCUGCGGCCACCAAUGGGCACGCGGCGACGCCUCCCACAGGCGAUGCAGCCGCCAGACCACACCAGCCUCUUGUAGGGCUGGCAGCUCGAAUGCAGCCGGCGGGGGGCAUCCCUUCAGGAGUCGGCCCUUCAGCGACAGCGCUGCAGACACAGGCUCGGCAGAUGAACGGGCAGCGGCGAGUCCCGCCCAUGUCACUGCAGCCCUCUGGCAACGGGACCGUGCCCACCCGCAUCGCACCGCAGCCGCCGCAAGCGCAACCGCAGUCAGCCAGCGCGCAGCCGCCGCAAGCCCCCGGCAGGCCAGCGCAAGGGCUCACAACCCCCGCCGGAGCUGUGGGCACCAAGCGGAGAGCUGCAGAGGGAGGAGCGCCCACCAGCAAGCGGCUGGUGGCAGAAAGGGUCGAUGGGCGGCCGUUUGCCUCGCAGGCGGCCGCGUUUGAGUCACCGGGCAGGGCGGCCAGGCCGCUGCUGAGCCUGCCGGCGGCGGAGGCGCUGGUGUCGCAGCAGCUGCAUGCCAGGGACCAGUCAGAGCUGGCGCCUGUCGGCCAGGCGCCAGGGCGCGUCAUGCUGGAGGCGGCAAAUGAUCUGGCGAGCGGGGCAGACCGCGCCACGGCGGAUGUGGUGUGCUCCUGCAGCGGGAAGCAGGUGUGGGCCGACCGCCUGAGUGGUUGCGUGGUGCGCCUGGCCGGCAGCCAGAACUAUGCAGCCGUCGGGCUGCGUGAUGGAACUGUGCAGGUGUACAGCCCGGCAGGACGGCGGCUGCUGCCAGCAAUGCAGCUAGGAUCUGCGCCGAUGUUUCUGGUGUCGGAUGGCGGCUGGAGGCUACUGGCUGUCAGCCAGUCAGGCUCCCUGCACCUGUGGGACCUGAAGGACCAGCGGCUCAUUGUAGAGGCCUCAAUAGAUUCUUUACUGCGAUCCGUUGCCCCACACGCCAACAGGGGGAGUGGUGUGUGUACAGUGGUGUCCGUCCGGUUGUCAACGGCUGGACUUCCGCUGGCGGUGUUGUCAAACAGCACGGCAUACGCACUGCACCUGGGUAUGAAAACAUGGAUGCGCGUGGCGGACAGCAACUUCUCCUUCUCAUCUUACAUGUCCCUCUACUCCGCCGGCGCAUCCUCCGCAGGUAUGGAGGCUGCACUUGUCCCUGUACGCUGCGGAUAUCAUACGAUAUAUAUCCGAUAUAGAUAUGCACCCCUGAUGUGUGUCGAUCGCGGGCAUCUGGAGGCCAACAUGGCGGCCGCACUUCUGCUGCAGUCCCCGCAGGAGUACCGCCGCUGGCUCCUCACCUAUGUUCGCCACCUGGCCGGGGAUGCUGAGGAGGGCCGCUUGCGCGAGCUGUGUGAGGGGCUGCUGGGACCGCUCAGGCGCAGUGGAGAGGGAACGGAUCAGGACGAUGCGCCCCGAGCGCUGGGGCUGGACACAAGGAAGCUCCUCCGUGAUGAUGUGCUGCGAGAAGUGUCCAGGAAUCGCACGCAUCAGCGCCUUGUGGGCGAGUUUCAGGAGCUGCUCAGUGAAAUCGAUUGA
Coccomyxa subellipsoidea C-169 is the source of this 2676-nucleotide messenger RNA. RefSeq names its product WD40 repeat-like protein. NCBI's taxonomy places the organism in Eukaryota, Viridiplantae, Chlorophyta, Trebouxiophyceae, Coccomyxaceae. The coding region runs from base 1 to 2676 and encodes 891 amino acids. Gene Ontology annotation, cellular component: HIR complex; nucleus. Gene Ontology annotation, molecular function: protein binding; nucleosome binding. Gene Ontology annotation, biological process: regulation of DNA-templated transcription; chromatin remodeling; DNA-templated transcription. The transcript is spliced from 10 exons. The record is from RefSeq and is a predicted model, not a curated record.